AUGGAGGCAGAGGCGACGCCCGCGGUAAAGCGCCUGGGGCUUCAACAAGACGACCCAAGAAUCAUCCCCGGCCCCGCGCCGUGCGUGACCUUCAGCGGCGACUAUGAGGGCGUGGCGGUGCACGUGGUGUGGACGGGGCGCGACGCCAAGCACGGCGUCGACCUCGUCGGGACAGUGCCAGCCAGCCUGGCCACCUACCUUGCUUUGCAGGCAUGGCCGGACGCGGAUCUGGUGAUCAGCUCGGGCACUGCUGGUGGCUUCAAGGCACAGGGAGCCGCCAUUGGUGAUGUGUUCGUGUCGACCGGCAAGCUGCACCACGACCGCCGCAUCCCCCUGCCCGGAUUUGACAAGUACGGCAUCGGCUUCAUAGAGAGCCUGCCCACCCCCAACCUCCAGGCCGCCCUAGGCCUCAAGGCGGGCGUCGUCAGCACGGGCGACUCACUGGACUACACUGACAAGGACAUGGCGGUGAUGCUGGACCACAGCGUCGCUGUGAAGGAGAUGGAGGCGGGCUCGGUGGCCUGGGCGGCGCAGCUAUUCGGCAAGCCCCUGCUGUGCAUCAAGGCGGUGCUGCCGCGGGUGCUGGAGUUUCUGGGCGGCAGGGGCGUGCAGGAUCUGUGA
Molecule: messenger RNA, 621 nt
Organism: Monoraphidium neglectum
Lineage: Eukaryota; Viridiplantae; Chlorophyta; Chlorophyceae; Sphaeropleales; Selenastraceae
Product: 5'-methylthioadenosine nucleosidase
Exons: 7
Coding region: 1-621 (206 amino acids)
Biological process (GO): nucleoside metabolic process
Molecular function (GO): methylthioadenosine nucleosidase activity
Source: RefSeq, a predicted model, not a curated record